Messenger RNA from Nannizzia gypsea CBS 118893, 579 nucleotides. RefSeq lists its product as hypothetical. The record is from RefSeq and is a predicted model, not a curated record. Bases 1 to 579 code for a protein of 192 amino acids. The transcript has 2 exons. NCBI's taxonomy places the organism in Eukaryota, Fungi, Ascomycota, Eurotiomycetes, Onygenales, Arthrodermataceae.
AUGGGCCAGGAAGUUAGAAGAAGAGCCGCCAGAGAAGAACGAAGCAGAGAGAAGAUGAUGACGAUGGCGAUGGCAGCCUCAGCUCGUGAAACGGUCAUCUUGACCCUUCUCUCCCGCCUCCUCUUCUUCUCCUCCUUCUCAUCCCCGAGUCAACAUAGGUGGUGUAACUGGUUAACUGCCGAAGUUCGGCCAUCCCAUGCACCAAACUUACUCCCGUUUUAUCUUCCGGGCUUCUUCACAUCUGCUGCCCUCGAUCUCUGCCUGAAAGAAGCAAAACCCGAGGUUUGGCUGGUUACAUCAUGGUAUACAUGCAUGCAUGCAUUCGGUACAUGCAAAUCACAGCGGGUACAUGGGAAGUCACUUCGAUACGGUAACUCCAUGCAUGCAAAAGCCGGAGAGAAAAAGAGACGAGGGAACGAGAAGGGAGAAAAAAAAGAAAAGAAGGAAGAAGAUGCUCGAGGCAAGAAGGUGGAUUGGCCGGCAGUCGAGGCGAGGACGAGAGAGACGAGAUGCAUCAAGGUCCAAAAGCCUUGUUUCCACCUGUUACAUCGGCGGUACAAACACAAGGGUGCAAAAUGA